Rotaria sp. Silwood2 is the source of this 1215-nucleotide messenger RNA. NCBI's taxonomy places the organism in Eukaryota, Metazoa, Rotifera, Eurotatoria, Philodinida, Philodinidae. The record is from the annotation of a GenBank genome assembly.
AUGAUCAAUUCAAUUGAUGAUUCAAUGGAAUUGAUAAUUGCUGAACCACUUUCUCUUCCAUCUCUAUUAGAAUCUCAUCAUUAUUAUCACGAAUCAUCAGGUUAUUCAUCAAAAGAAGCUGAAUGUAGUAGUCCGGAAAAUAAAACAGAUGAAGUUAAAUUAAGAAUUCAUUCUAAUAGACCAGUUGACAUUCAUCGUCGUCGUCAAAAAAUAUCUACGUCAACAGUACCAACAAUUGUGUCAAAUACUGGUUCAUUGACUAUUGAUGAAUCUCUUCCCGUCAUGAUUAUCGAUAAAACAAAUCAUCGUCUAUCGCCAAUCUGUGAUGAACAAUUUGAACAUUUUCCUUCGAUUAAUUCAACUGAUAAUAAUCGUAUGUCAACAAAAUCAUCUUCAUAUCAAGCAACACUUUUUGCUCGUCGUCAUUUUCAUGUAUAUGAUUGGACACGUCUUUCAUUUUAUGAUAAUGUUCCAACACCACUUGGAUAUUUAAGCGAACCAUUAACUAUUGAAGGUUGUUCACCAACAUCAACAUCAUCAAAUGAUGAUAAAAAUUUGUCAAUUAAUCGAAAAGAUUCUGGUCUUGGUACAAGUAGUGCUGAACGACAAAUUGAUUCAAUUUUAUUAACUAAUAAUAUUAAUCGUUCAUUAUCUUCUUCAUCAUCAUCAUCUUCAUUGAAUAGUAAUAUAACAAAUACAUCAUCACGUUUACUAACAAGCCGUAAAAUACGUGUUAAAUGGCAUUCAUUUACAAAAACACAUCGUCCAAGUUUUAAUUCAUUAAAGUAUCAUUUAGGACAAAUGUCUGUUGGGCAAUUAUUAGCAUUACGUCGUGCUGCAUUAAUACGUUUACAAGAAUUAUUUGAUACAACACGAAUAUUAUCAAUGAAUAAAUCAACAUCAGUCAAUAGAACAAUUACAUCAAGACAAUGUUUACUUGCAACAGCAUUUAGUGCUGUGCCUAAAUUAAUUAUUCGACGACAUCAACAACGAAAGGAAAUUCAUCAUGAAGUUAAAAAAUUAGUCUUUGGUGUUUCUCUUCUUUCCAUGACACAACGUACUGGACAUCCCGUACCAAUAACAAUUAUUUCAGCAAUGAAAUAUUUACGACGUACAUCUAUUGAUAGUGUUGGCAUAUUUCGNUCUUUAUAUAUAGACCCGAGCAUAUUUUUUUUACACUCAUUCGUAAUCAUUGUCUUAAUAGGUCAAGUUUAG